This is a messenger RNA of Guillardia theta CCMP2712, 633 nucleotides long. RefSeq lists its product as hypothetical. Gene Ontology annotation, molecular function: GTP binding; GTPase activity. Bases 1 to 633 code for a protein of 210 amino acids. The transcript has 6 exons. The record is from RefSeq and is a predicted model, not a curated record. Lineage: Eukaryota; Cryptophyceae; Pyrenomonadales; Geminigeraceae.
AUGGCGGACGAUGCAGCUCAGGCGAAGGUGGUGGUGCUGGGGGACACGGGAGUGGGCAAGACAUGUCUUGUACACAGGUUCAUCGAGGGAAAGUUUGUACCCCAUGGAGCGAGCACGAUCGGUGCGAGCUUCAUGGUGAAGAAGAUGAAUGUUGGAGGAAUGCGGCUCACCAUGCAGAUCUGGGACACGGCGGGACAAGAGCGAUUCAGAUCCAUGGCACCGAUGUACUACCGAGGAGCGGAAGCUGCGAUCUUGGUUCUAGAUUGCACGAACGCAGACAGCUAUGAAAAAGUCCGAUCAUGGGUUGAAGAGUUGAAGCGAAACGCGUCGGGUGAGAUCUUCUUGGCGCUGGCAUGCAACAAGUGCGACCUGGUGGAGGAGAGGAGGGUGGCACAGGAGGAGGCGGAGGCGUACGCAAAGUCGAUCGGGGCAGUGUGUAUGGAGACUUCGGCGAAGAGCAACAAAGGUAUCGAUGAACUCUUCGGCGCUGUGGCAAAGGGACUUGUGCAGAAGAAGAAGACUCAGGAGCAAGGAGCGGGACAGGGGAAGAAAGAUGGAAAGUCGUCGAUCAAGGUGGAGAGGGAAAGGACUUUAGGACAUGAGGGGCGUCGCAAGAGUGGGGGUUGCUGUUAA